UAGUCUCUGAACUAGAUCUCCACAGGGUAGUCACCCCUUUCUGUCAUUACAACACAUCUAGCUCGGUCCAGUUCACAAGGUUUGCUAAAAUUCCUGGUCUGAAAAUCCAAAUUGAAUAUUGAAUUAUUAAUAUUCUACCAAAAUGGACGGGCAGAAUGUUGAUGAAAUGAACCCCAAUCCGCUGUCGCGAAAACUAAAGUUCUCCGGUAUUUGUAAGCUAACCGAUGAGGAACUGUCGCAUCUCUACAAGCUCGACGAGCUGACAGACGAGGAGCUGGUCUCCUUGGGCCUGGAGAGAGGCUCCCUGAUCGAUGACUAUCGUCUUCUGCACGAGGUUUCGAUGAUGAGGAAAUUGGAGAACGAAGCCGCAAAGCCCCCAAAUCCCCCAGAGCCCCCAAUGUCUGCAAGCCUCUCCGAGUGGGAGUUGCACGAACAGCUACAGCAUAUGGAUUACAUACCCAAGAAGGUAUACAAAUUUGAGUUGCUUAACAAGUUGGUCAAAGUCAUGAGUAUCGAGAAGGAGUCUGGGACCAUCUUCAGCGAGGAGCAGUUGCGGCUCGACUUGAACUACAUUGAGCUGAACAGCUUUUUUGUUCCGCCUCAGGAACUCUUGGGUCUCCGCCUGGAGUCCUUCUACAAUUACCUGGACAACAUGUUCGUCAGCGGCGAUCGCAACAAAGCCCUCGAAUUGGUGUUGCAUGGCAUCCGCCGUUUGAACAGGCGCCACAAUUCUUAACAUUCGCCAGGGGAAGCACAACAGCUCCCGGUGCAUUAUGAUUGUAACAAAUUUCAGAUAAAUCUUCGCAUUCCCAAAGGCAGUCAAUAGUUCCAGGCACUCGAACAGCACAACCUCACUGCUCACACGUUUAAAAGUUUUAAAAUAGCUGGCUUAAAAUUCAAGUAAAGCACCAAAAUAUCCCGGCUUGUGUGUCGCCAACAUGGAGGGGCGUACAAAUGAUAGAUUGAAUCAGAUUCCAGCUGAAACUCCCGAACGCGGAACCAUCGAAUCUGGAGGAAAGUUGAUACGGAACAUACCCAACAAAGAGUACAAGUUUAAACUGCUUGAGCAGUUGGUCAAUGAGAUGCGUUUCCAGAUGGAACCGGAAACCGUUUUCAAAAAACAGGAGUUUGCGGUUGAUAAGGAUUACCCCGGCGUAUCCGACGAGGAGUCCGCCUAUAUGACGCCCAUGCAGCACGUGUAUCGCCGCCUGCAGUCGUUAUUCUAUCGUCUGGAGGAGAUGUUCGUCGGCAGCGAUCUCAACUUGGCCAACAUGGCCAUCGACGUGGUGUUCAACGGAAUCAAUCGCUUGCACAAGCGCCGUCUUGAGAUAUUCGCCAAUUCGCAGAAUGAAUAAUUCCACGCAAUGUGAAGCCAUAUACAACGCGACGUUGCUGAAAUGGACCAGAAUGUUGUUUUAAACCAAAUUCAAAUCACAUUUUAGCACUUGAUUCAUGCGCAUUUGUGUUUAGUUCAAUUACAAAAUUCACUUAGAAUUCA
Drosophila simulans is the source of this 1498-nucleotide messenger RNA. RefSeq lists its product as uncharacterized. NCBI's taxonomy places the organism in Eukaryota, Metazoa, Arthropoda, Insecta, Diptera, Drosophilidae. The transcript is spliced from 3 exons. The record is from RefSeq and is a predicted model, not a curated record.